Aplysia californica (California sea hare) is the source of this 1134-nucleotide messenger RNA. Its product is annotated as cholecystokinin receptor type A-like. The record is from RefSeq and is a predicted model, not a curated record. Gene Ontology annotation, cellular component: membrane. The coding region runs from base 1 to 1134 and encodes 377 amino acids. Lineage: Eukaryota; Metazoa; Mollusca; Gastropoda; Aplysiida; Aplysiidae. Gene Ontology annotation, molecular function: G protein-coupled peptide receptor activity. The transcript has a single exon. Gene Ontology annotation, biological process: G protein-coupled receptor signaling pathway.
AUGGAAGUGACAACAUCCACAGUGUCAAAACCAGACGACGUUCAGUUAAUUCACCUCACUCCCCCCGAUCCGGACGUUGGUCAGUUAAUCUCUCGGGAGUUCAGGAACGCUUUCGAGGAAAUCCUCCAGAUUCUGAUCGUUAUAAUAAACCUUUUCGGUGUAGUCUCCAACUCUAUCAACAUCCGGGUGUUCGUGCGCCAGGGAGUGAUGUCAGACACAACCACCAUUGGCCUCUUCGCCCUCGCCAUAUCCGACCUCCUCGGCUGUUUCUUCAUGCUCCCCCCGACGGUCUGUUUCUUAAUCAAAUAUCUCCGACUGGGCACCUACGUCGAUUUCCGAAAUUGCCACAGUUACACGGCCAUGGCAGGCCACUACACACACGUAAUGUUCUCCCGCAUCACCUGUUGGCUAACCGUCUACAUCUCUAUCGAGAGAAGUCUCUGCGUUCUAAUCCCCCUGAAAAUAAAAUUUCUCCUUCGCCCUGCACUAACAAAGAAAGUGGUGAUCCUUAUUUACACUUUUUGGGUAAUAUUCCACAUCCCUUACGCAGUCAAUACGAGAAUCGUACCUGAAUAUUCUGAGGUCUACAACCGAACUAUGGCCUUCGUCAGGGAAACACCUCUGGCUCCUCUUUUCCUUAAGAUCAACGUCAUAGUUGCAAGCACAAUCCUCACCACAGUAGCUAUGGUGCUGGUGGCCAUCACGACUUUCAUCUUGAUCUUCAAGCUCAAAACCACCAGCAAAUGGCGACAAAGUGUGUCGAGCGCCCCGAUAUCUACAGCCUCAGACCCAGGAUCAGGUGUCCCCUUCUCUUCCUCCUCCUCCUCUUCCAAAGCGGCGUCUGGGAAGGAGAAAGAAGUCAUGGUCACCGUCACAACGAUCACGACCAUCUACCUGGGCACUCUGGUGGGCAGCCACAUCCCGGCUAUUGCUCUGGUCAGUUUGCCUGGCGUUACUCUGGCGGGGUCAAACAGCAACCUCUUCUACAUAACCUACUACACCAAGUUCUUUAUGGACUCCAUCAAUUCCUCCGUCAACAUCAUCAUGUACCUUAAGUUUAGCAGUAGAUACAAAGCAGCGUUUAAUUCAAUCUACUUUCCUGAAAAGGUCGAAGGAAAAGGAAACUGGCAUUAG